Hansenula ciferrii is the source of this 1122-nucleotide messenger RNA. RefSeq names its product NAD(+) diphosphatase (gene NPY1). Gene Ontology annotation, molecular function: NADH pyrophosphatase activity. The coding region runs from base 1 to 1122 and encodes 373 amino acids. The record is from RefSeq and is a predicted model, not a curated record. Gene Ontology annotation, cellular component: cytosol. Gene Ontology annotation, biological process: NADP+ catabolic process; NAD+ catabolic process. NCBI's taxonomy places the organism in Eukaryota, Fungi, Ascomycota, Saccharomycetes, Phaffomycetales, Wickerhamomycetaceae. The transcript has a single exon.
AUGGCUCAUAGAUUAAACAUGUUGAAGAAUCAUCUUGUCAAGUAUACACCAGAAAUGCCAGCUUCAGAUUAUAUCUUUUUCGGUCAUGAUACAGUUAAUAGAUUUUCAUUUUUACGUGAUGAUGAAACUUUUUUAAAGCAAUCAUUAAUUAAUCCAUUAACAAAAUUUAUUUUAUUUAUUAAUGAAAAUCCAUUAGGUUAUAAAGAUAAGAUUGAAUUAUAUUAUUCAAAUUAUAAUGAAUUAAAACCUCAAGUUGAUGAGUUUAUUAAAUUACAUGAAGUUCAAGAUUUAAGUGUUAAUGAUUUAAAAUUUGUAUUUUUGGGGAUUGAUGAACGUUCAAAAGGGUUUAAAUAUAAACAAUAUGAAGGUAUUCCAUAUUAUGCAGUUGAUAUAACACAAAAUAAACAACUAUCUGAUGAUUUUUUAUCAAAAUUCAGUCAUUAUAAAGAUCGUUUAAGUUUAAUUUUCAAAUUAAAUAAUUUUGAUGCUUCUAUUUUUUCACAAGGUAGAAUGUAUUUAGAUUGGUUAAAUAGAAAUAAAUUCUGUGCAGGUUGUGGAUCCAAAACAAUUGCAAUUCAAGCAGGUACUAAAUUAAAAUGUUCAUCCGGUGAAGAUUCCAAAUGUCCCGUUAAAAAUGCAAGUGUUUCAAAUAUUUCAUUCCCCAGAACAGAUUCUGUUAUUAUAACAGCUAUAACAAAUGAAAAAUAUGAUAAAGUUCUAUUAGGUAGAGGUAAAAGAUUUCCAAUUCCAAUGUAUAGUUGUAUUGCAGGAUUUAUUGAACCUUCAGAAACUAUUGAAGUUGCAUCAAUAAGAGAAGUUUGGGAAGAGACUGGUGUUAAAGCUUCUAAAAUUCAAAUAUUACAAAGUCAACCUUGGCCAUAUCCGGCAAAUUUAAUGAUUGGUUGUGUUGCAUUUGUGGAAUUUAAUGAAGUUAAUGAAAAUAUUGAUUUAGGUCAUGAUCCUGAAUUAUUAGAUGCUAAAUGGUUAGACAUUGAACAGGUUAGAAAAUUAUUGAAUGGAGAAAAGGGUGAUUUUUCAUUACCUCCUGAUACUGCUAUUGCUCAUACUUUAAUUAGUCAUGUUGUUAAACAAUAUGAUUUGUUGAACUCACAAAAGUUGUGA